Messenger RNA from Eublepharis macularius, 5560 nucleotides. RefSeq names its product ankyrin repeat and SOCS box containing 6 (gene ASB6). Gene Ontology annotation, molecular function: protein binding. The transcript has 7 exons. Gene Ontology annotation, cellular component: BRCA1-BARD1 complex. The record is from RefSeq and is a predicted model, not a curated record. The coding region runs from base 344 to 1642 and encodes 432 amino acids. Gene Ontology annotation, biological process: intracellular signal transduction; protein ubiquitination. NCBI's taxonomy places the organism in Eukaryota, Metazoa, Chordata, Lepidosauria, Squamata, Eublepharidae.
UGCCAGGAGCCGCCCGAAGCAUGGAGGGGGACAGGUGAGCCGGGGAGAAGCGCGCUGAUGGGCGAGGCGUUUACUGCUGUUCUCCAGCAAAACGGGGAGGGAGUUGUGUGCUUUCUGAGAAUGACUUCUGGUUGAAAGAACGGUGCAAGCUCUCCUUUGGAUUGAGGUCACACGUUUGGAACGGGGAUGCCGAGAACGACUGUAAUAUUAUCAGGGUCCAUAGAGGGCUUUAGCGCGGUCAAACCGUUUUGACGACGAGAUCUCGGUCAUCCUGCCAACAAGCUUGCAAGAUAAGCCCAGAAGGGACCUUCUGCUUUGCUGAGAAACCAGAAGCAAUUUCUGGAUGACCUUCAACCAGGAGGGGACGAUGCCCUUUCUGCAUGGAUUCCGCAGGAUCAUCUUUGAGUACCAGCCGUUAGUAGAUGAGAUCUUGGGAUGUUUGGGGCUGCAGGAUCCUGAGCGGCAAGAAACCCUCGAGAGUCCCGGCUGCGUGGCGGAAGAUGACGGCAGACUGCUGGUCCUUGAGGCCCUUCUGGAGAGAGAGGCCCAUUCCGCGUUCUACCAGGAAGGCGUGAGCUACGCUCUGCUGAAGGUGGCCGAGCUCGGGCUGACCCACGCGGCCCAAACCCUCUUGCGCCACGGGGCAGACAUCGUCUUUGAAGACCCAGUCACCUAUUACACAGCUCUGCAUAUUGCGGUGCUCCGGAACCAGCCAGACAUGGUGGAACUCCUGGUGCAGAGAGGGGCGGAUAUUAACCGGAGGGACCGGAUUCACGAAAGCAGCCCGCUGGACCUUGCUAGCGAAGAGCCAGAACGCCUGCCCUGUCUGCAGCGCCUUCUUGAACUCGGUGCCGAUGUCAAUGCAUCUGACAAACAUGGGAAGACGGCUUUGCUGCACGCUCUGGCCAGCAGCGAUGGAGUUCAGAUCCACAACACGGAGAAUAUUCGCCUCUUGCUGGAAGGAGGAGCAGAUGUCAAGGCCACCACCAAAGAUGGCGACACCGUCUUCACCUUCAUCAUUUUCCUCCUCGGAGAGAUGGUGGGUGGGGACAAGGAGGAGGCCCAGAUGAUCAGCUGCUUCUGCUUCCAGGUCACGCGGUUGCUCAUGGCCCAUGGCGCCGACCCCAGUGAGUGCCCCUCCUAUGAGUCCCUCACCCACCUCUGCCUGAAGAGCUUCCGUCUCCAUUUCCCACUCUUGCGUUUCCUCCUGGAGUCGGGGGCCUCCUACAACUGCUCCCUCCACGGGCCUUCGUGCUGGUCGGGCUUCGACAUAAUCUUUGAGAGGCUGUGCUCCCACGUCAGCGAAUCGGAAGACGACAGCUUCUCCACGGACUUCCUGCAGAAAGCGGAGACGGCAGUGGAGCUCAUGAUGGCUAGCUCUCCAGCCGUGAAGCUGCCAAGCAACUUUGAGGUCAACCUGAAGAACUGCCGCUUCCACAAGGAGAAGAUCAAGGCCCUCUUCUGCUCCCUGAAGCAGCUGGAGUGCUCUCCACCCACUUUGAAACACCUCUCUAGAGUGCGCAUACGCCAAAGCCUGCGACCCUGGCCGGUAGAUGUCAAGGUCAAAGCUCUCCCUCUGCCUGACAGGCUGAAAGGGUAUCUUCUCAUAGACCAUGACAGUUCCACAGAACAGGACAUGUGAGCUAGAGCAUGGGCCGAGAAACACAAAACAUAGGUGUUGUUUAUACACUGAGGUGUGCCAGCAUGCUGAAGAUCUCAUCCUGGAUCAACUGCCUUCUCAGCUAGUUGGUCUCCACAAGGUUCCUCAUGUCGCAUCUGGUGGCCCUCCAUUCUUCUGCAAACAUGCUGGCCUUUGGUCCCGUAAUGGGAGAUGUAUCUUUCUCUGGUGGAGCCGUAUCUGGUACUAAACCACGUGUCACGGGUGGGUGAGGAGAGAGGGGAGAAGAUUCCGUGUCAGGUGGAUCUGUGCCUUCACCAGUUAAGAACUCAAACUCGCCUUCAUCUUUCUCAGACUAGCCUCUCAGUCUUUCCAAACACUCAAUGCCCAAUACGAAUUUCUGGCAAAUUAGAACAUUUAGCAGUCCAGCAUGCUCAUUAAAAUUACGUGUCUGCGCCAGUUAAGGGUUACGAGGUUGUAUCAUCAUUUUUUUAAAGGAAGGGUUGUUAAUGCCCUGUUAUGAGUUGCUACAUAUCCCUCUUUACGCAGCCUCUAUUGCAGUUCUUCUGAGAGAGAGUUUUAGUCCUCAUGAGGAUAUCUAAGUGAAGAAAUUUCGGUGGGGCAAGCCCUAGCCGAGACAUGGCCUGGUUCUACCGCAGCCGCUUCAGACUUCCCAUCUGUGUUGCUUUGACAAUUGGUGCUACUACCUAAAGGGAAUUACUGAUUGUCCUAACAGCAGCAGUCCCAGGGGGGCAACUGGAGCCCCAAAAGCUGGUUGUGGUGUUUGAGACUUUUAAAUCUAGCCAUCUGUGACCCAGCCCAAUUUUAAAACAAGAUAUAGCUGACUCGUUUAAAUUGUCAAGUCUUGGGAACUACCCUGGUGGUCAUCAAAUUCUACUCUUUGGUGUCCAGCUAGCCUAUAGCUACCAAGUCAUCUGCUUGUUAUCACUUGGUUCCUUGGAACAUCUUUUAUCUCUCUUUCAACGUGUCCUAAUCUCUGGCCAUCGUCUCCAGAGCGCUCUGUCAGGAGCUGCGGCAGUGUAUCAAAAUCUAUAAAUAUCAAUUAAAAAGAGGUCCAUGAACCAACAAGUGCAGCUAUAGUAGUAGGAAUGUUGAGAGUAAACAUCCUGUUUAAUCACUGGUAGAUUUAGGAGCCGUGUAAUGAUUUCUCAGCAGUAGGCUUAUGUGAUUGUUGCACCAUGCAAAGAAGGAAUUUCAGAAGACCGUUGCAAAUGAAGCAGAGCAACUGUCACGUUAGUUUUUAUAAAAUGGGGGGCAAGGGAAGGCGAGCUCCCCUCAACAACCUGUACUGGGUCUGGCUGUUAGUGGGAUAAUUCCCCCCCGAUUCACUAUCGUUUUCCGUAGAGGCUGUUUACUGCCCUCAGAAGAGGGUGCCCAUUGUUUCUCUGUAUGAGACACAGAUCUGGGCCAUUUUCUUUCCAAGCAGCAGGAAAGCACAGAAAGCUGACUCAAAGAAAUGUGUGUGUCUGUGUGUGUGACACAGAGAGCGAGAGAUUAAUUCUUGCACAGCCUCAGAGCAAGCCUGAAGCAUGCGACACGUUUAUUAUACCAGAGCACUUAGAAGCAUCCCCUUUGCACAUGUUUCGGAUUCACUAUCAAACCCUUCCAACUAGACCUGUUCUGGAAACUGAGGCAUGUGUGAAACACCGCUACUGUGUUGGCAAUCAGUCAGCCUUUGAUACGAACUUAAGAGUUUUGACACGUGGAAUUUGCUACGCUUUUUAGUUUACUCCCCCCCUCCCCCCCGCAUGUAUUCUGUGGGAGUAUAUUACAGCACAAUUUUUUUUGCAUGUGUUGAUGCAUUGUGAUUCACGCAUACAUGCCUGUGCCUCAAUACUGGGUGGAGGUGAGAAAUCACAACCUGAAAGUUGCAAACAAACUGCUAAUUCUGAAAUGCAUCUUAAACUCUGUGGCAGGUGGGGCAAAACAGGGACAGAAGCAACUGUUAGGACAGAAAUGGAAUGACAGAUUAGAUACUCUACUGUAUCAAACUAGUAGUCCAGCUAGUCUCGCAUUCUGUUUCACACAGUAACCGGCUACCUGGCCCAGAAAGCCGACCAACAAAUGCUGCAAACCUGGGUCUCUGACUGGGGAAAGCCGGGUUCCAAUCUGCCCUCUGCUAGUAAAGCUCAAUGGAUAACGGUCUCUCUUACCUCACAGGAACAUUGGGGAGAGCCACAGAGGUCAACCAAGGACUUUGAAUCCUGGCUGUUGAAGGCAUUUCGAUUUAUUGAAUGUAUUUUAUCUCCGAACAAAGUCAGCUGACCAUAGGCUCCUAAGGAAGGCCAUAUAAAAUUGGGAGACAACCUUCCACAUUUGUGACUUUCUUAUUCUGGCUCAGGUUGGUAUGUGGAAGCAUACACUCACCCUCUAACCAACACACAGUCUACAAGACAACAAAAAGCUGCAAUGGCACAAAUGUAUUUUCUUGCAAGCCGCUGCUUUAUCUGAAGACAAAAGGCUAAACUUCUUCCCCACCAAAACCAGCCUCAGCAGACAGUCAAGACACACCCCACGAUGUUUGGACCAGCUCCUAGGGCUGGUGGUCUCAGCCCCCGCAUGCUGAAGCAGCCCUCUACGGGAGGGUCCUCACUCUGACGUGGCCCCGUGGGGCCCCUGGGAAAGCGUUCUUCCCCUCUCCCGGCCUUGUAAGCCUUCAUCUCAAGGCCAAAGUAUAGACGUGGUAGAUUUCGUCGGGGAAGUUCUCUUGUUUUUCUUGGGCCAAGAGGCUGAGCCCGGCCCGGCGGAUGAGCUUGCAGACGACGUCCAGGUCGCGGCAUACGCUGCUGUCCACGUCAUCCAUGAUCACUCCUUCCUGGGCCAUAUUGUCCUUAAUGACGAUGAUGCCGUUGGGCUGAAGGCCGAGCCGACACCUCUUCAGGAAGUUGGUGAGGUCGUCAUCCGUCAGGUGUCCUGGGGGUGGGAGGAGAGAAACGGGGUGAGGAGAGACCUGCCAGAUCAGACCCAAAGGGUUCAACUUCCUGUUUCCCACAGCCCUCCUUCCAUGGAAGCAGCGGCCUCGAAUGGCACCAUGCUGUUUUUAGGGCACUGGUCUUCAAGCCAGGGGUCAGGAUCUCUAUGUGAGUCCACGGUCCUAGCUGGGGGGGGGGGGGAUAAGAUCCUGUGGAGCCACUCCCCCCCCCCCCCGUUUUCUGGAAGGUCCAUUCUGCUAGAACAGCUUGCCUCUCUUUGCACGCAUUCAUGCAGAGUGAGAACAGACUCAGGGUGCCAGCGCAAGGUCACACGGUGGUGGCGAAGAUUCUUUCGAGCAUAGGAAGUUCCAGAGACGGCCUUCCCCUCAAAAGCUCUUCCUUGCCUUCUCUCUUUCCCCUCCAGCCCAAACCAGCAUGGCUACCCCUUGGUCUUCCGCUGCUCUGGCGUGUGGUUACCACACCAAGUUCCCCCAGCUUUGGGACCUCUUCUCCCUCUCAUGUGACUGUCACAUGCUUGCAGUUUGGUAGGCCCCAUGCGGCUCCCUGGGUAUUAAAAAGGAGGGACCUGGGUUGGAAAAAGUGGAAGACUCCUGCGAUAGGGGGCACUGAUGCUGGCUGGGUGUUGGUUCACACAGACGAGAUGGCACCAUGCAGCCGGUCGCUUCCAGCUUUUAGUGCGGUUUAGCAAUGCCUCACAAACAGAAAGCAGGCACAGCAGGGGGGAAAGAAGGCUAGAAACAGCUUGGUGUGCUGGCUUUCUGUUCGCAGGUUUCUUUUUUGAACAUGGAAGAACAUUCCAGAAGGUAUUCCCUUCACCUGCAGUCAGAACGGACCACACCAUUUCAAACUCUUUCUCCUUUGAACGGAGCAGGCCCGGAGCUUCGCUUUGGUGCUUUUAAAGGCUCUCUCAGCCUGAGAUUUGAGAGUUUUCACUGGCCAUUUCCAUGUAUUUGCUCUUUGCCAUAUUAAAUUCAUUUUGACCUCUUCA